AUGGUGCGGGGUACGUCGGUGAUUGAUGACGGUGCUUGGGACCAGCGACGAAAAGUUGAUGUCAAUGUUCAGGGACAAAUCAUACAUGGCGAAAGACACUUAGAACUCUCAAUCACUAUCAAGCAACGAAAUCCAAUCUACUCGCGAGCAAAUCCAACCAUCAUCUCCGGGCUUCCGGAUGUCACUGUUCACUUUUCUCGUUUUCGAGUUCUGAAGAUCAGCCUAGAUGAGGAUGGGCUCGACCAGUUUCAGACCGACAACUUGAUCUCAGCCGCGCAGCUUUUGGCCGAUGCUGAGGUUGACAUGAUCGGUUGGAGUGGUACUUCUUCGGGUUGGCUGGGGUUUGCAGCCGAUGAAAAGUUGUGUGCGGAUAUCACUGCGGCAACAGGAAUUCCCGCGACGACUUCUGUUCUCGCGCUGAACAAGGCCUUGCAAAAGUUUGACGUCAAAGAUCUUGGCUUGGUCACUCCUUACACAGAUGAUGUCCAGGAAGCCAUCAUUCGGAACUAUUCACGUGUCGGAGUGAGUUGCCAGAAAGAACGACAUCUAGACCUUACGGUGAACUCGUCUUUUGGUCGCGUCGACGAAACUACGUUAGACGGUCUCGUGAGCGCUGUGGCGGCUCAAAGACCAGAAGCAAUGGCAAUAUUCUGCACAAAUCUGAGAGCAGCUCAGAGGGUGGCUUUUUGGGAGGAUAGGCAUGACAUCCUCAUACUUGAUACCGUUAUCACAGUCAUUUGGGAUAUGUUGCGAGAAUCCAAGGUUGACAUGAAACCCUUGGGUGAUUGGGGAAAAUUGUAUAAUUUACAUGAGGUUGAGAAAUAUUUCUAA
Messenger RNA from Colletotrichum lupini, 831 nucleotides. RefSeq lists its product as uncharacterized. The transcript is spliced from 3 exons. The coding region runs from base 1 to 831 and encodes 276 amino acids. NCBI's taxonomy places the organism in Eukaryota, Fungi, Ascomycota, Sordariomycetes, Glomerellales, Glomerellaceae. The record is from RefSeq and is a predicted model, not a curated record.